AUGUCGGAACCAACAAAAAUCAAGACAGCUGCACAUCUCGUGAGCGAGAAAAACCCGAAGGGGAUCAGGCCCUGCUGUGCAUGCCCUGAAACGAAAGCUGCACGCGAUGACUGUUUUCUCAAAUUUGGCCACAGCGUGGAAGAGCACGGCGAGUCUGCCCGCCAAUGCGAAGAAUUGGUACGACGACACCGUGAGUGCAUGGCAUCUCUUGGAUUCCAGGUCUAG
This is a messenger RNA of Malassezia sympodialis ATCC 42132, 225 nucleotides long. It is a transcript of the gene COX17, whose product is annotated as copper metallochaperone COX17. Gene Ontology annotation, biological process: mitochondrial respiratory chain complex IV assembly. Gene Ontology annotation, cellular component: mitochondrial intermembrane space. Lineage: Eukaryota; Fungi; Basidiomycota; Malasseziomycetes; Malasseziales; Malasseziaceae. Gene Ontology annotation, molecular function: copper chaperone activity; copper ion binding. The record is from RefSeq and is a predicted model, not a curated record.